Schistosoma turkestanicum is the source of this 1024-nucleotide messenger RNA. Lineage: Eukaryota; Metazoa; Platyhelminthes; Trematoda; Strigeidida; Schistosomatidae. The record is from the annotation of a GenBank genome assembly.
CCUGGAACCGUACCGAAGUAACAAGAAUCGAGCUCAAAGAAAUCAAAAUGGUUUACACUAGCUCGUGAAAAAGAUAUUUGAUAUUGGAUAUUGGAGGUGGCGGCGCAUCUAAGCAUUGUCGUAACAGCUUAGGAUGCUUAGUGUACUUGGUGGUGUUUCGGAGGAUUUUAAAGGUGUCAGUACUGGGACUACACUUUUUGCAUGCGAGUAUGAUGGUGGCGUUGUUAUUGGAGCCGAUUCCAGGACAUCAUCUGGGACGUAUGUUGUGAACCGCGUAACAGACAAGCUGACGCAACUAACAAAAUCUAUAUACUGUUGUCGAUCUGGAUCUGCUGCUGACACUCAAACAGUUGCGGACAUGGUUCGCUACCAGUUAGAUUUUCACCGCCUAGAAAUGAAUAGAGAACCAACUGUUUUGGAAGCAGCUGUUUCUUGCAAACAUUUCUGCUACAACUACAGAGAUGACUUGGUUGCAGGUAUUAUAGUGGCUGGGUGGGAUGAAGAAUUAGGUGGUCAGAUUUAUUCUGUUCCUCUCGGUGGCAUGCUCGUAAGACAGCCAAUCGUUAUUGGUGGAUCUGGUAGCACAUAUACUUAUGGAUACGUCGAUCACGGUUUUCGCAAGGGGAUGACAAGGGACGAGUGUGUCGAUUUCGUUUUAAAGGGUGUUGCUCUUGCCAUUAACAGAGAUGGUUCCAGCGGUGGAUGUGUACGUCUAGCUGUUAUUUCCAAGGACGGUGUGGAAAGAAUGCUAACAAAAGGCAAUGACGUUCCAGUGUAUCGAUUUUCUUGAAAUAUAAAUAAAUUCUUAUGAAUGAUAAAACAUUACUUUCUUAUAUUUCUACCCUAAAUAUACUGUCUGUUCUACUUUUCUCACCUUACUGUUAUAAAAUUAUUCUGUAAGACUUAUUUCGACUACCCAAAUAACUAGUGCUUGAUAUCCGUUUUUAGUCUCUCAGAAUAUGAUACAUGCUUGAUUUGUAAGAUUGUUAUCCUAUUAGUAUAUUUUUUACUCAAAUGAAUGGGU